AUGGAGACUGAAGCACUCGAAGGCGAAUCGGAGCCCCUGAAUUGCGCGAUAUGUGACGUUGCUCUGGAUAACAUGUCACCUAGUCUGCGUCAAGAGCACUACGAACUGCACUUCCAAGAUGCAGAAUCACAUCAAGAAGCAGUACCCUCUAGCCCGAAUACGACCCCAUCCGAUGCUCCAAGCAAAGAACAGUUUUGGACCAUCUCUUUGGCACCCCAGAGAAAGCCACCCUCAAAUGUCACACCAGGCCUCAUUCCUAUCUUGAGACAAGCUCUCCUCAGGUCCCAUGCAAAUGGCAAGACUCAACGAGCGGCUCUCUGCAAGGAUAGUAUUUGCCAUAUAGCAUCAGAGUUUCUUGACACAACAUACGGCUGCGGCUAUCGAAAUUAUAUGAUGGCCUGCUCUCUACUUUACGAGCAGGAUAUAAUACCUCAAUACAGACAUAACCUAGAUCAAGACGGUGGACCAAGCAUACGACAGCUACAAAGGCUCAUCGAAAUGGCUUGGUCAGAUGGAUACGAUCUCGUCGGAGCGACGCAGCUAAAGAACAGACUCGUAAACACGAAGAAAUGGAUAGGUACAGCAGAUCUCUAUACGGCAUUUACAUAUCGGGGCAUUCCGUCUCGACUUGUAGAUUUCCCUCAGUCGGGGGCUGACCCAGAAGUCCUUCCUCGUUGGGUGGCAAACUACUUUUUCCCGCCAAAGUCUACUGGUAAUAUACAGUCUGCACUCUCUGGAGCAUCGCCAGUUGUACAAACCGAGAAAGCGCCCCUGAUUCUUCAAGCAAGUAUCUCUCAUCAAGGGCACUCGAGGACAGUCGUCGGCAUAGAGACCAACAAGGCUGGAAUACUCAAUCUGCUCGUGUUCGACCCUGCAAAGAAGAUCCCAUCAAACCUACGUAAACAAGCUCUGUCAGCAUUCCCAAGUCCACAGAGCCCAUCACAUUCACACUUGCGAUCCAUUGCGUCUACACUCAAGGGUAGCGGAAAGCGACCCCGUGAAGAGGACGAGGAAGAUGAUCGCCAUAAUAAGAAAGGUCGACCAAGUUUCGUUCACAUUCACGACAACCAGAGCAAAGAAGAGAUCGAUUAUAUUGCCGUAUUGAAGCUGUUUCGUGUCCCGCUCAGUAACUUGAAGAAGCGAGACAAGUACCAGAUACUUACUUUCCCUCUCGAGCCGAUCCUCACCCAGGACGAGCGUGAGAGCAGAAAGGUUGUAACCAGUGAGAAAGUGUUUUGA
Molecule: messenger RNA, 1239 nt
Organism: Serendipita indica DSM 11827
Lineage: Eukaryota; Fungi; Basidiomycota; Agaricomycetes; Sebacinales; Serendipitaceae
Source: the annotation of a GenBank genome assembly